Messenger RNA from Culicoides brevitarsis, 6845 nucleotides. It is a transcript of the gene nocte, whose product is annotated as probable WRKY transcription factor protein 1. Bases 625 to 6534 code for a protein of 1969 amino acids. Gene Ontology annotation, biological process: cell differentiation. The record is from RefSeq and is a predicted model, not a curated record. NCBI's taxonomy places the organism in Eukaryota, Metazoa, Arthropoda, Insecta, Diptera, Ceratopogonidae. The transcript is spliced from 9 exons.
UCUUCGCUUCACCAUUUUGGAUUGAGAAAAUUCGCAGAAAUAAGUGUAUUUUCCGCCGUAAAUCGUGCAAAGAACAGAGAAAAAUAGUGAAAAUCGAGUAGAAAACGAACUCGCGAACACAGCAAACUAAUUAGGUUGUCGCAAAACUAUCGAAAUAUCCGACUUUCACAAAUAAGCCGUGUCGUGCAACGAUUCCAAGAAAAUUUUCAAGGCACCGAAUUUCGGAUUCAAAAGCCCAAGAAGAUAGCGUUAACGCUCCGUGGAGCCACAAAGAUAGAUAAAUUUCUUCUGUACUACUUCUAACAUCGUCGUCGACCAAGUGAGCUGAACAACAUCAUCGCCAUCAAAAUUAAUAAAACCAACUUACGAAAAGAAUUAUAAGUUAAAAAUUGGUUAAAAGUGAAAUUACAUACGUAUCUGCGUGUAUAUCUGUGUUUGUCAAACAAAAAAAAAAGCGAAGAGAUUAUAAUAGCAAAAACAAAAAACUAAAUAGCAAACAAAAAAGUGUCAAAAAUCAAAAGCAUAAAUCGACGAUUGCUCAGAACAGACCAAAAGAAUUAUUGUAUAGUAGUAUAAAGGCCUUGUGGGGGGAAAGGUUUUUGCUAAUGAAGAUUAAUUGGCAGCAUGAGUUCAUUGGGGGGAAGUAGGGGGGAGCGAAAUGCAAAGCCCAAAUUCUCUGCGUUAGACAUAAAUAGUCUUUAUCGAACAAGUCGUGGCGAAUCAUUAGAACCUUCACAACAAAAAAACACUGUACCACGUAAACAUGGAAUGCAAAGCCUCGGAAAGGUUCCUUCGGCUCGGAGACCUCCAGCCAAUCUUCCAUCCCUGAAAGCUGAAACAUCAUCUCCUACUGAAUCUUCUACAACUGCUAACGAUCAUCAAACAUCAACAAGUAUUAUUUCGGCAUCUAAAACAUCUCCGCAGCAACAAAAACAACACUCUUCUAAUAGUUUCUCAGCAGUGCAAAGUCAAAGUAACAACAAUAAUAAUAAUAGUCAUCAACAAACAAAUUCUGGAAAUUCGUCUGAUCGUAAUUCAAACAGUAAUUCGACAACAUGGAGCUCUGUAACAACGGGAGGAAUACAACCGCAAGAAGGUCAACCGCCAUUGUAUCAGAGUCCCCAAUUUCAACACGAGUUCCCAUCAUUGGAUGGGACUACGCCCUCUGGCUCGAAAUCGAAUCAGGCACAAACGAAUGCAAGCGGCGGAAAUUCUCAAAACAAUCAACAUCAUCAAACAAGUGCAAGUCAUCAGAGUUCUACGCAACAAUACGAUGGCCCUCAAAUGAGUUUACGCCCUCAAACAGAGCCAUCAACAUGGAUGCAGCAAAAUAUGUCAGGAAAAGGAGGAGGAGACGCUGUUGGAGCUGCGAAUCAACCAAAUUCACAACAGGCCCCGGGCCUCCAAGUUCCGCCUCAAUUAAAAGCUCUCAUGCCAUCAUUUAUGUAUCGUUCGGGCGGCGUAAAUUUCUCUUCGCCUACAUCAAAUGUCGGAAGUAGUUUUGGUCUUCCAUCGUCUCAACAACAAAAUAACAACAGUGGCAAUAACCAAAACAAUUAUCGAGUUAGAAAUUUUGGCAAUUCUGGAAACAGUAAUAAUAACAAUGAUCAUCCAUCAUCGUAUCAAGGAAGGCGAAGCGGAAACAAUUCUGGAAACAGUAAUAAUGAUCAUUCAUCAUCGUAUCAAGGCAAAUCAUUGCCUCCACGUUUACAGAAUCAGCAGAAUCGAAACUAUGAUGAUUAUCGUGGACCUCCGCCUCCCUUAUUAGAACCCGAAGCGAUAAUUCAUCGCCCAAUUAUUCGUGACGAAGAGCUCGAAAGAAUUGAAAACAUCGCAAAAGACGAUGGAUGGGCGAAAGAUGAUACCAUCGAUUACAACCAAAAGUUAAAUUUUUCCGAUGAUGAAAUUGAUCCGCCAUUAUCAACUGCAUCGACGAUGAACAAAGAUCGCCCAAAACAAAUUGACAACAAAGAUGAUAAUAAUAAAAAAAUGAUUUCCGAAGAUGAAAAACGACCAUCAUGGGGAAAAGAUCGUCAUGAAAAUCGUGAGUCUCGUUAUUCACAAAAUGGAGUUGAUCGACGUCCUGUCGGAGCAUUAGAUACCGAAAUUAUCGAAAGAGUAAAACAACGUCGUGAAGAGGAAGAAAAGCGCGAAAUGGAACGAAGACAAGCAGCUGCGAAAAAACUACAAGCUCUCGAAGAAAAGAUUCAUAGCAAACGUGCAAAUGUCUCUGAAGAUUCAGAUAAUGCAACAUCAACAUCCAUUACACAAGGUAUGCAAAAAUUGGAUGUUGGCAGCAAACAAGAAAGGCAUGUCAAUCAAUAUGGCUCGAAAGAAACAUACGACAGGCGUGAUAGAUACGACAAAUAUGAACGUACAGAGAGGGAUUCUCGAGGAACAACUGAUUCACGUGACAGAAAUUUUCAGUCAAAUUUGCCUCCGCGUUUCCAACGACAACAACAUGGAUCUGAAAGUCGUUCAGAAAGAGUUGAACGCUUCGAAAGAGGAAGUAAUUCAUCAUAUCGAAGCACCGCAACUGGAAAAGAAUUGACAAAUACAACAACAGCAAGUUCAGCAACAAUUACAGCAGCAACAAUUACAUCAAUAAGUGACACUAAAAAUGUUCCGUUUGCACAACAAUACGACCCCAGAUAUAUUCAUCAAAAUAUGAGUAAACAAUUGCUCCAACAAAAACGACGUUCUGAUGAAUUGUUGGUACAGCAUUCUGGAGGACGUCGCAGUAACGAAACUCGCGGAAGACUCGAUUCAGAUCGAGAAGAUUAUUUUACAUCGCGAAAAAUUAGUGUUUCGAGCAGUGAUGCUGAUAAAGCAACGAACACUGUUAGCGAAAAAUCGACUUCUCGUGAAAGAAUAACGUCAUGGGUUGAUGAGUUAGAAGAUAAUGAAAAAUCUGACACGUACACAGAAAAACAAAAACAAUUAAUGAAGAGUAUUGAUGCACACUCAACUUCCGAUUAUGAGCCCAAACAAAUUCUACAGCGAUCAAAAAUAUCCGUUUCUGAUGACUCAUCGUCAACUUUGAACAAAUCUCUUGGAAACGUUGAAGACAGGCACGACGAGAAAUCCGAUUUGAAACGAGGAAGCGAGUCUCCUAAAUCAUGGGCGGAUCAUUCAGCGAAUUUAGACACGUCAGUUGAUAAGGGAACAGAUGAAAGUAAUUCGAUUAUUAGUAAAAAAGAUAAUGAAAUGGAAAAGAAGAAACCGUCUUCUUCAUUCAAUGAUGAUCAAAGAAGACAUGAUAAACGAAUUGCAAGAGGAGGAACACGUGAUAAUGGAGGACAACGUCGUUUUGACUCGAAUCGUGAUUCCGCACGAGAAUCAAGAGGCGGAAGAUCGGGAUAUGGAUCUUCAUCUUAUGGAAAUCGUGGAUCGAGUUCUCAUUGGAAUCGACGUGGUAAGAGCGGUGCAUAUGGGCGAUAUGAAAAUAUGGAUUAUUACAGUGAAUCUGAAGGAUCUGAUUAUGAAGAUGACUAUGAUAAAACAAAAGGCAAAGGUGCGAAAGAUGUAAAAACUCGUGAAGGAUUCGCAGCACGCGGAGAACCUUCAAGACGUGGUCGAGGAGCGAAUUCUAACUUGCAAUAUAACCGACGAGGACAAAUGCAUGGUUCUGGAAAUACGAAAAGAAUCGAUAAUUAUGGACCGCCAAGUAGCAAAAGUCCAUUUGCUGGAAGCGACGAUCAAAAAAAUGACUAUACUGAUCGUGAACGAAAAAAUUCUGAACACAGCACAUCUGCAGAAGAUAAGUCAAAGUCGAAAAUGAUGAAGACAUCCAAUACAAAAGCCGAUUCUUCUUCUCACAAAAUUAAUGAUGAAAAAGAUGCAAAUGAAGAGCAAAAAUCUUUUAAAAAUGAUGAAAAGAAAGAUGAACAAGAACAUCGUAAGAUUUUUGGAGGAGGAAAACGAGAAGACGGUGAUCGAUCUUAUAGCAGUCAAUAUAAUCGUGGAAACAACACUCAUCAAGCAAGAAAUUCUUCUUCUAAUCCAUCUUUACAAAAAUCUCAACAACAGCAGAAAGACGAUCGUUCGAAACCACUUUCUAAGCCUCCUGGGCUUUCUGUUAAACCACGAACGAAGACAAACAGCACCUCAAGUGUUGGAUCAAAUAGCGAACGCGAAAACUCAAGACCGCAAACUCAACGUUCAAACAGUAAUAAAGAUGUUCAAUUGCAACGAGGAAAUAAUAAGAACCAAUCAGGAAUUGAAAGUCAAGCUGCAAAUACCGGAAAUAAAGCCGGUAGUCAUUGGGAUUCGAAGAAAGUUGACAAUACACAAGAAAAAUCUAACGUUGACGAUGGGCAACAAUCAUCUUCAACUGGACAACAGCAAACAAGUGACAUUGCUAUUAGUUCAAAGAGUGAAGGAAAUAAGCAAGUCUUGGAUGGAACAACACCUCCUGUCAACACGAUAAUUUUUGAAAAUACAAAUUACAAGACAAACCCUAUUAGUACAUCGACUGUCUCAUCUCAACAAACUUUAUCGAAUCAAACAGCUUCAAUUAAACGUAAUACAAUGUCUGCUAAUGGCAGUCAAAUUACAGGAAAUUCCCAAAAAUUGCAAGAAGAUGUAUUUAAGGCUACUGUUCCAACGUCUGCUUCAAUUUCAGAUAUGAUGGAGCAACGAGCUCAACAAGCAGCUUCUGCAAUGCAAAAAUCUCAAGAACAAGCUCUUAACUCUGCAUUACAAAGUAUCGAUUUCAAUAAAGCUGAUGUUGAAUACGAGAAGGAUAUGAAAUUCAAUUUUACUUUUGGAUCGGAUUUGUCAUCGCAAAUAACAUCAAAUACUGAAGUUGAUAAGAGUAACAAACAACAACAAGCCAAUUUACAGAAAGCGAUGCAACAUGUCGCCGGUAACGUGCAAAGUAACAUAAUUUCGGGCUCUACAGUGGAUUUAAACAUGAAAAUCGCGAGUGUAAAGAAAGUUUGGGACGUAAUGCCAACCGUUAUGGAACACGCAAAUAACGAUGCGGUUGUUGAGAGUGCAGCAGCUCAGAUUGCAUCAAACGUUGCUUCAUUCCAACAUCAACAUCAGCAUCAAUUACACCAAUUUGCACAAUCUCACGUAAAUAUGUCACAUGUGCAACAUGCUCUUUCCUCAUCUAACAAUUAUUCCAACUUCGGUCAUGAUCAAAGUGCACUCGAUCAUUUCAAUAAGGCGACUGUCAAUGAUCAGGGAAUUGGAGGUAAUGACGAAAACUCAUAUAUUUCCGGUAAUUCAUCGACAAAUCAACAUGCAAAUGUAGGGCAAACUCAAGGACAAAAUCAAGGACACAACCAGAGUACAAAACACGUGUCGGAAGUAUUAGGAAAUAAUGCAAAUAUUUGUAAAGUCAAAUUAUCGCAACAGCAAUUGCAACAGGCCUCUGGAUUAUCUGGAUUAUCUCCGCCUCCCCAAAUGCAAGGCACUAUUCCAACAGCCCCCCAAUCGUACUAUCAAGCUGCGUCACAAGCUUAUGGAAUGUCGGCUAUUCCUUCACCGCCAGCUGCUGUUGUCUAUAAUCAAUCGCAAGCAGGAAUGUAUAAUACAUUCCAAAUUGAAGCUGGUCGUUCACAAUUUUCGCAAUAUCCAACACAUUAUGGGGCAACGGGAAAUGCUCCAUACGCAAAUUAUAUGCAAACUCCUCCAUCAAUGCCGACGACACCCGCGCACGCUGAAAUGUAUCAAAAUGCUUUUAGAACAAUGGGAGGAACUGUUCAAACUCCAUUCAAUCAAUCGCAACAAAUGAAUAAUCCAAGCACUGUUUUAAUCUCAUCGACAUCUAACACACUUAUGUCGACAUCCGUCAAACCUCCAUCACAAAUUGGUGCAAUUGGAUCAAAGUCUGGGCAACCGUAUGGAACUCAACAGUAUAUGGGAGUUUAUCCGCAACAAGGUCCGAUACAAAACAACAGUUUUUAUUCUAAUACAGCUGGACAACAAACGAAUGCAGCUUUCUUUGGAACAGCAGCGGCAGGUACAAUACAAAAUUACGCAGGAAUAUUUGGCGGGCAUGGAACAGGUCCAUCAAAUGCGCCACAGGCACAAUUCGGAUCACAAUAUCCGCAACAAUAUCGAGGUCCAAAUGCCGGAAACAAUUCACAACAGGCAGGAUCUGCAUAUAUAAAACAGGGAGGACAAGGACAAAAUAACGCAGGACAAUCUCAACAAGGAGGUCCACAAACCAUGCAAGACUCUGCUGUUUCAAGAGGAUCAUCAAAUAAUGGUACACCAGAUUCACAUUCAACUCAACAACAAUCUGCACAAUCAAGUCCAUCGCAACAUAUGAAAAAUUUUUCAGGAACAAAUUGGGACCUACAAAAUCAGAUUUUUCAACAGCAACAACAACAAAUUAUAAAUGCGAGUCUUUUCCAUCAACAUCAAUAUCAACAAACUGUUCCUCCAAUACCACCCAUUCAACGUCCAAAUAAUAAUUUUGAUCGCAUGAAUAUGCAAAUGCCUGCUCAACAAUAUUAUUCAAACAAUCGAGGUCAAACAAAUCAAACGAUGUCUACAAAAAAGGAUGAGUCUAAAAACUGAAAGUUUCUCGUGUUUUAACAUAUUCUUCAUCAUCUUUACAUAUAAAAAAUAUAUAAAAGAUUAUUAAAAUAAAAAAAAUAAUAAUAUCAAACACAAAUACAAGUGUAAAGAAACUUCAGUUCCACUUAAUUAAUUAAUUAAUAUUAUUCUAUCUUUAAGAUUAUAUUAUUCUCUUAAAAAUGCAUAAUAAUAACGGAAAAUCUAUGAUAUCUGUUCUGUAAAUAAUAAUUGCAUAUACUUAUAAAUAUUUGGAAAUAAUUAAAAAAAAUAUUCAAAUAAUUCUAAGGAAACAAAAUUAUAUGAGAUUCAAA